AGGACAAAGAAGAACAGCAGCAACAACCUCAUCCAUUCCAUCACCGCCUGUCUAUCCACAAACAAAAAACAUUCUUUUGAGAGCCUUGACUUGAGGAUAAGCAGCUCGUUAGAGUGAAGAGCCACACAGACACAGACUCUAGAGUUAAUCCAUGGAAGCUGGAAGGAAUUUUCUCUCUUCAGCGUCGUCGUUUCCUCUAGGAACCCACCUUAGAAACUGUCUUUCCUCCUCUUCGUCUUCUUCUUCUACUUCAGUUUUGAUGCUUCAUGAGCAAGCAGCUCCUGCUGUUACCUCUAUGCUAAGCUCUUCUACAGCACGACGGUGUUAUACUUCAGUUCUAUUACAAGAGCAGCGUGAUGAAACUGGGCCUCCGUCGCACGUAUUCAAGAAAGACGUAACAUCCUGGGCAAUUUCAGAGAGAAGGCAGAUGGAGACUGAGGCCUCAGUCCAUGAAGACAAAAGCCCUGGAAACUCUUACCAAUUGGUGCAAGACUUUGAGCGCCAGUUGCUUCACUGGCCUGGUUUAUGGCACUUGUUUCCAUCCUUGCAAACAGGAAAAGAUACAUCCUCCUCCUUGACUAUGCAGCCUGUUACCACUGAUAUGGAGAAGCCGAUGGAUGUUGAAGCAUGUAAUGUGGUGGCCCUUGCUAAGAAAGCUUUGUCAGCCUCUAAAGAAGCGGCCUUAUUAGCCGAGGACUCCGAAUUAAUUGGAACUGAUUUUGAUGAUCCACUGGGAAGUUUGGUGAACUUACCACUUGAGGAGGGGAAAAGGGUAAGGUCAACACGGCUUCUUGAGAGGCGAUCUAAGAAGAGAAGGGUGCCAAAGCCAAUAGCUCCGGUUUAUGAGAUUAACAGUUCUAGAAAUGUAGAUGUAAAAAGAAAGAUUAGUGAAGGUUUUGAUCCAAAUGAUCCCCUUCGGUUGUUCUUGUGGGGUCCUGAAACAAAACAACUUUUGACCGCCCAAGAAGAGUCUGAAUUGAUUGCUCAAGUACAGGAUUUAAUGAAAUUAGAGGAAGUGAAGAGUAGGCUUCAAUCUCAUUUCAGCCGUGAACCAACAUUGCAUGAAUGGGCUGAAGGAGUGGGGCUUAGUUAUCGGGUCCUGAGGUUACAAGUUUACUCUGGUAACAGCAGCCGAAAAAAGCUGAUUUAUGCAAACUUACGUAUGGUGGUUCACAUUGCUAAACAAUAUCUGGGGCGUGGUCUCAGCCUUCAGGAUUUAUUACAGGAGGGCAGUAUGGGUCUUAUGAAGAGUGUGGAGAAGUUCAAACCCCAAGCCGGUUGUCGGUUUGGAACUUAUGCUUAUUGGUGGAUAAGGCAGACAAUUAGGAAGGCCAUAUUCCAACAUUCCAGGACAAUCCGUUUGCCGGAGAAUGUCCAUACUCUACUGGGCAAGGUGAUGGAGUCAAAGAGACAACUCAUUCAGGGAGGAAAUCAUUGUCCAACCAAAGAAGAAUUAGCUCGACAUGUUGGGAUCACAGUUGACAAGUUGCAGAAAUUGCUAUAUAGCACAAGAAUGCCUCUUUCAAUGCAGCAACCUGUCUGGGCAGACCAAGAUACCACUUUUCAGGAGAUUACUGCCGAUACUGGGACUGAGACUCCAGAUGUGAGUGUGUCGAAGCAGCUGAUGAGGCAGCACGUGCGCCACCUCCUAAGCAUUCUCAGCCCAAGAGAGCGGCGGAUAAUCAGGCUAAGGUUUGGCAUUGAAGAUGGGAAUCAAAAGUCAUUAUUGGAAAUUGGGAAUAUGUUUGGGUUGUCUAAGGAGAGGGUGCGGCAGCUGGAGAAUCGAGCGUUAUAUAGGCUCAAGCAGCAACUUGGCAGGGAAGGACUUGGGGCAUAUUCUGAUUUGCUUGUUUAGCUGUUAAAAGACAAGGCUAUGGUGCUGUUUUUAUAUGCUAUUUUGAAAG
This is a messenger RNA of Corylus avellana, 1904 nucleotides long. RefSeq names its product RNApolymerase sigma-subunit F (gene SIGF). Gene Ontology annotation, biological process: regulation of DNA-templated transcription; DNA-templated transcription initiation. The record is from RefSeq and is a predicted model, not a curated record. NCBI's taxonomy places the organism in Eukaryota, Viridiplantae, Streptophyta, Magnoliopsida, Fagales, Betulaceae. Gene Ontology annotation, molecular function: DNA-binding transcription factor activity.